Messenger RNA from Arabis nemorensis, 603 nucleotides. The record is from the annotation of a GenBank genome assembly. Lineage: Eukaryota; Viridiplantae; Streptophyta; Magnoliopsida; Brassicales; Brassicaceae.
AUGGAAGAGGCGAAGCAAACAUUGAUAGCAUCAUUGCCAGAAGCACCAAGAAAACCGAAGUCGAAAGUAGCGAGAGCGAUGAGGAAAACAUUCAAAGGAACAGCUCAUCUGUCAAAUCUGCUCCCGACCGGCUCGGUAAUGGGUUUCCAAAUAAUGUGUCCGGUCUUAACCCAUCAAGGUCAGUGUCCAACCAUCACCAGUCGCUGGCUCACCUGUUUCCUCGUCUUCGUCUGCGCCGUCUCUUGCUUCCUUCUCUCUUUUACCGACUCCUUCAGAGACCAAUGCGGCAAGGUCAGGUACGGAUUGGCGACGCCGAGUGGGUUAUGUGUGAUGGAUGGAACGAUUACUCUAACGGAGGAGGAGAAGGAAAAGUAUAAGCUCAGGUUUCUUGAUUUCGUGCACGCAAUCAUGUCCAUGCUUGUCUUCUUCGCUGUCUCCAUGUUUGAUCAGAACGUGAUCCGUUGCUUAUUCCCUGUUCCUUCCGAAGAAACCAAAGAGCUUCUUGUCGGUUUGCCUUUCAUCAUCGGGGUUGUUUGCGCCGGGUUUUUCCUCGUGUUCCCCACACGCCGCCACGGCAUCGGAUCUCCCCUCAGCAAAGAAUAA